Messenger RNA from Hippoglossus stenolepis (Pacific halibut), 3729 nucleotides. RefSeq names its product USP6 N-terminal-like protein. The coding region runs from base 169 to 2040 and encodes 623 amino acids. NCBI's taxonomy places the organism in Eukaryota, Metazoa, Chordata, Actinopteri, Pleuronectiformes, Pleuronectidae. The transcript has 14 exons. The record is from RefSeq and is a predicted model, not a curated record.
CUGACCCGCUGCGGCUCGGACCAGGACCAGGAGCUGCUCCGUCCGCGUGUGUGUGAGGCACAGUGUGUGUGAGGCACAGUGUGUGUGUGUGUGUGUGUGUGUGAGAGUGAUACUCAGUCUGUGUGUGUGUGUGUGUGUUUGAGAGCGUGUGAGCGCGCGCGAGCGUGUAUGUGUGUGUGUGUGCGCGUAUGUGUGUGUGCCCAUGGAUUGAGUCUAUUGUUGUCAUCCCGGUGGUUUGCUCUGUACCCGGAGGAUGCUCCUGACGAGCCGGGGCUCGGAGCUCUGUUCCCGCACAGAAGACACAGAAUCCCCGCGGUGCAUCACGACUCUGUCAUGAAGAAAGACAUCGAGACUCUAAUCGCAGAGGAACGCGCUGACAUCAUCUUGAAAUAUGCCACGGGCAGGCAGGGCGGGGUGGAGAUCGACCCUUGGGAAGAUGCCGACUACAGCGUCUACAAAGUCACUGACCGUUUCGGCUUCAUGCAUGAGGACGAACUACCGGCCCCGACGGCACAUGAAGAAAAGUUGAAGCAGCUGGAGAUAGAGAGAACAGAGAAGUGGCUGAAGAUGGUGAAGAAGUGGGAUAAAUACAAGAACAGUGACAGGAUGGUGAAUCGAGUGUAUAAGGGCGUCCCGCUGCAGCUCCGGGGCCGAGCCUGGGCCCUGAUGCUGGAUGUGGACAGGGUCAAGAGGGAGAACGAGGGCAAGUAUGAGAGGAUGAAGGAACAGGCCCGACUCUACUCGGCUGAGAUCAAACAGAUCGACCUGGACAUCAACCGAACCUUCAGAAACCACAUCAUGUUCAUGGAUCGCUUUGGAGUCAAGCAGCAGUCCCUCUUCCAUGUCCUCUCAGCGUAUUCAGUCUACAACACAGAGGUGAGCUACUGCCAGGGGAUGAGUCAGAUCGCCGCCCUGCUGCUCAUGUUCAUGAACGAGGAGGACGCCUUCUGGGCCCUGUCGCAGCUGCUGACCAAUCACAAGCACGGCAUGCACGGCUUUUUUGUUCCCGGGUUUCCCAAACUCCAGCGAUUCCAGACACAUCACGAUCAGAUUAUUUCCAAACUCAUCCCAAAACUGAAGAAACAUCUGGACAGGGAGCAGAUGUCUGCAGGGAUUUACAGCACUAAAUGGUUCCUACAGUGUUUUAUUGACAGGACGCCGUUCAUCCUGAACCUUCGUCUGUGGGACAUUUUCAUCCUGGAGGGAGAGAAGCUGCUCACCGCCAUGUCCUACACCGUCCUGAAGAUUCACAAGAAACGUCUGGUGAAGAUGUCGCUGGAGGAGCUCAGGGAGUUUCUGCAGGAGAGAAUCGCUCAGACGUUCUUCUACAGCGACGACGUGAUCGUGGAGCAGCUUCAGGCCUCCAUGUCGGAACUGAGAAAAAUGAAGCUGGACUUUCCUCCUCCAGGGAAGCCGGACGAGUUGCCUCGGAAGCCUCUGGGCCAGGAGCUGCCGGUGCUGCUCAGUCCGGUCAGAGUGAAGACGUCCUCCGCCAGCAGCUUCCCCAAAGCUGGACUGAGCCUCCACAUCAUCUCCCACCAGCCCGACACCAUAUCCCCCGACCAGAGCCCCUCCAAGGACCCCAGGGACCUCGAUGCUGCAGAGGAGGCUCCGCUACCUUCCCCAGACCCCAUCAUCAUCCACAGCCAGGCGCCGCUCACCCCCGAUGGGUCUCCGCUGAUGGGGCCUCCGCCUUAUCAGCCCCCGGGGAGCCAAACGGUGUUCACAGCGGAUCAGCCGUCACUGCCGGAUCACCGUGGGGAUGAAAUGACACCAGAUGCAGCAGCUGCCACAGCUCGGCGGAUUGCAGAUACCCUCUCCCCUGACUCUUCUGCAGCCGUCAGCACUGACCACUCCUCCCGCGGCGUCCCACGGACCGUUUCGGCGCCUGUAGUCCAGGUGGCGUCGCCAGGUUCGGUCCUGGCUCACUCUGGGAGUCUGUCGGCAGCUGAGGCGGCUGAGGACGGUUUUGUGGUCGAGCUGCCGAAGCGGAACUGGAGUUCAGCCCCAGAGGAAACACAGACACCUGAUGUUUCAUGAACCCACAACACGCAAUGAUUUAUUCAGGAGGUUCCAUCUUUGUUUACUUGAUCAUUUGUCAGUUUUGGUGGAGAACAACAGAAUUAUCAGUCAGAUCAUCAGUGUCGAGCAAUAACUGCUUUAAAGUGUGUUUUCAGUUUCAGGUUGAAGAUCUAAUCUGUCAACUGGUGAUGUCAUUAUUUUCCUUUUCUUAAGAAUCCUGAAAAGUUUCUGAACGACUUUAUAUUUUUAAAUCUGUUUUCAGGCAAAGCAACAGCGUCAACAUUUUAAAACUUCUGUCCGUUUUUCAGAUGUGGAUGAAAACACAGUGAGAGUCUAUUGAGUCUAUUGUGAUUUUCAGGUAAAUUUGGUCUGAAUAAGUUGCAUUGUGGGAAGUGUAGUAAAUCUUUGGGAGUUAAAGUCAGGAAUUCUCGACGUACUGCUUUAAUUUUUUUCAAUAUUCUUUCUUUUAUUAAAUCUGUCUCAUGUCGUGGAUGUAAAAUAGUGAUAAAUCUGUGAUCCAAACCUGCAGCUGGUGUCAGUCGACAGAACAACAGGACAAAUGAUCGAUGAUUAGAUCCUCAGAUGAGUGAAAACCUCGACCUGUACAGAACAGGUCCAAUCACACUUUACCCUCCACUAAAUAUUCCUCUGUUCAAUAGUUCUUCUCACUUCUCAUGAACAAAGUUUGUGAUUAGUGAAGAUUUGUGCUCGUUCCCAGACUCGGUGAGAUCAGAGGAGACGACAGACGGCGAGGAGAUCAAACCGUUGCUUCCAUCUAACGUUCUGUCACCUGGGAGCUGAGACACGUAAAGAGGCGUCAACCUUUACAAUAUACAAAAAAAACUUUUCUAGUUUUGUAAUGUUUCGUCAGAGAACAGAAUGUUUGUUUGCUCGGCCUUUGUAAAACGUUUGCUAGCAGAGUUACAGUUUUAUUUUUUGUACUAUCGUCUCGAUGCCUUAUUUGUAUCGGCUUCAGUUCAUGUGUGUGACAUGCGUGCACAGCAACAGAGGCACUGAGAGGAUCUGACUGGACGGGACUUUCAGGGGAUGGACUGAACACCUCUGACACAGUGAGCUGGCUCACUGUUAUGAUUGUACACAUCCAAACCUGUUGAGCUCAUUUCAAAUACGUGGAUUUCUAGCUCAGUAAUUUAUUGUUUUGUCCUGUUACAGAAAGGUCAUUUAAAAACUGUCCUUUUCCAGACCCGGAGUAUCUGCUGCCUUUCCACCGAGGUGCUUGAAACGUGGAGAUAAACCCUGUUUUUAAUCUUAAAGAAACUCAGCAGGAAGUAGACGUCACAGCUGCUGUUGACUUUGUGUUUAGAAAGUUCAGUAUUAAGUAGAAGAGUUUCUCCAUCACAGAGAAGGAAACUCAGCUUUGUGCUUAGAAAUAGUGAGAGAUCGACAUCUUGUGGUCAGUUUAGGUAAAGCAUGUCUUUCUUUAGAGGAGAAAAGAGAUGAUUUGAACUUUUAGAUCAGAAAAUCAGAUCGAAAAUUCUUGUGAUUUGAGGCCAUAACUUUGAAUUCUGUGAAUAUGUUUUGGCUUUUUAUGACGUUUGACUGAAUUUCAGUGUUGAACUCCAGAUCGUUUGUAUUCAAGUUAAACAUUUAACAGUUUUAUUGUACGUUGAAACAAGCAGAAACUUUCCCAGGACUUUGAAGAGGUUGAUGAAAAUCUGGAGAUGAAACAAUACAACUUUUAUCAUC